UUUCUAAAAACGAGGUAUACGAGGCCAUCCCUUUUUCUCAUUAGCUAGUGAUUAUUUCGUUGCGUAUUUGGCUGCAGUGCGUGCGCUCACGACGCAUUUGUUUGGCGGUUUCGUACUUGUUUAAAAUCCCAAUGUUACGAGCACAAGUAUUAUUUCAAUAUUAAUCGCAAAUAUAAAAGCGUAUCUUUGUAUUUAAAGGAUAUUAUAGCAGAUGCGAGAAGAUUAUUAAUUACAAGGGUAAAGUCAAGAGUGUAGAUAUUAAGCGUUAAGUUUUCUAUAAUGUCGGACGACGAAGAUUUGGUGUACGUGAAGAAACAAAAAAUUGUACAUUAUGGAUCCCUCGAAGAAGCGGAACGUACCCGUCUUGCCGCUGCGGCGGAAUGUUCGGAAGAAGAAAAGGAAGCUACUAAUUCUAAUGAUGCUGUCAACGUAUCCACCUUGGCCGGUAAUAUACACAUCUCCAAUGAAUACAUGGAAUUGGAAGAUGAAAUGUCUAAAGAUAGGCAAGCGUUGUUGGAAGAGUUUGAACGUAGAAAGAAAGCUAGACAGAUCAAUGUAUCCACGGACGAUUCGGAGGUAAAAAAGAAUUUAAGACAGUUGGGCGAGCCCAUAUGUUUGUUCGGCGAAGGCCCUGCGGAUAGACGAACGAGAUUAAGAGAGUUACUGGCUAGUCUUGGGGAAGACGCGAUAAAGAAGAAACACGAAGAGGAGGAGAAACCUGCUCACACGGUCGAAAGAGACACCGAAUCUACUUGGUAUCACGAAGGGCCGGAAUCUCUACAAAUAGCUCGUUAUUGGAUAGCAACAUUUUCUUUGGCCAGGGCAAAAAUUAGGUUGGAAAAAGCAAGACAAGAUUUUGAAUUGCCAGGUGCUACGCGUACAGCGCGUAGACAAGAACUUUUAAAGAAGCUACAAGCUCUAUCUAUAUACUGUUCGCAAAUCGGUGACACGAGACCGAUAUCGUUUUGUCAGUUUAGCCCAAAUUCGAAGAUUCUCGCUACAGCCUCGUGGUCUGGCUUAUGCAAAUUAUGGUCGGUACCGGACUGUACUCUCUUACGAACACUACAGGGACACACCUACAACGUUAGCUGCAUCGUUUUUCAUCCAAAUGUCUCGCUUUCCGAAGAGGUUUUAGGGGAUGGCGCAGGACAGACGUGCGUAUUGGCAUCUUGCGCUUCGGACGGUACGCUUGACGAAUCUUUAGGAUCUCGUAGGGUAGUAGAUAUUUGGAGGAACCUUUUUACGAGCUUUUUACGAGUUAUCGUUCUUACAGGUACGGUCAAAUUAUGGUCCGGUGGUAAAGGGGAGGAACCUUUAGCAGAAGUCGAAGGACACGAACCUCAUAGAGUUUCGAGGAUAGCCUUCCAUCCAUCCGGGAGAUUUCUUGGAACCUGUUGUUACGAUGCCUCCUGGCGGUUAUGGGAUUUGGAACAACAGGCAGAAGUUUUGCAUCAAGAGGGUCAUGCCAGAGCCGUACACUGCAUGAGCUUUCAGUGGGACGGCAGCGUAAAUGCUACCGGAGGACAUGAUUCUUUCGGUAGAGUUUGGGAUUUACGAACGGGUAGAUGCAUCAUGUUCAUGGAAGGGCAUUUAAAAUCUAUCUUGGGCAUCGAUUUUUCACCGAAUGGUUAUCACAUAGCAACAGCGAGCGAGGAUAAUACAUGCAAGAUCUGGGAUUUACGAAAAAGGUCUUGCAUAUACACGAUACCUGCUCAUACGAAUUUGUUAUCGGACGUGAAAUAUCAGAGAGGAGAAGGACAGUAUCUGGUUACGUCCUCGUACGAUAACACGGCCAAGAUUUGGUCUAAUAAGACCUGGCAACCGUUAAAGACCUUGCCAGGGCACGACGGUAAGGUUAUGUCCGUCGAUGUAUCUCCCGAUCACAAAUUCAUCGCGACUAGCUCGUACGACAGAACGUUUAAAUUAUGGGCACCCGAAAAUAUCUAAGACAUCUGCUAUGGAGUACUGGGCAAAAACCAAAAGAAAGAAAGAUAUAAUUAUUUGUAUUGUGUCGAUAUAUGUAAGUAAUAAAAGUGUCUUUACGCGCGCA
Messenger RNA from Vespa crabro (European hornet), 2050 nucleotides. RefSeq names its product U4/U6 small nuclear ribonucleoprotein Prp4 (gene U4-U6-60K). The transcript is spliced from 4 exons. The coding region runs from base 280 to 1947 and encodes 555 amino acids. Gene Ontology annotation, molecular function: U6 snRNA binding; U4 snRNA binding; protein binding. Gene Ontology annotation, biological process: mRNA splicing, via spliceosome. Gene Ontology annotation, cellular component: U4/U6 x U5 tri-snRNP complex. Lineage: Eukaryota; Metazoa; Arthropoda; Insecta; Hymenoptera; Vespidae. The record is from RefSeq and is a predicted model, not a curated record.